AUGCUUCUCAACUACAAGAUCCCGAAAAAAAGCAGUGUGGACAGAGCGAAAGCAAGUUCCAGUGACAAUUCAGAGAUCUCGGCUGGAAUGGGGUGUUUACAGGUUGGUGGAAGAAGGAUUUGUACUCAAAACUAUACACUUCAGUUUCAGACACCCACACAAAAUCAAACAUCGGUUUCUGCAAGUUCCUCUUCAAACUUGACCAAUGUAAGUUUUGACCAGACUUCCAAGACUCCGGAUGCUUCUCCUUGAACGUAUUUUUGCCGAAAAAUAUGAAAAACGCGUGCGACAAAGUUGCUAAAACAGAGUAACAGGCUUGCUAUCCAUUGCUCGGCCAGUUUUGAAAAAAUCCCUGUAAUUUUUUGUGAAAUAUUAAAUCGACCGGGCAACAGAAUUUCACGUUUCGGCCACACUGGUCUGAUGUAAAUUUGAUGAGAACUGUAAAUGUUUUGUAGGUUCCGUUGGAUUGCAAUGCGACCACUUGGAGGGUCUACUCACAGCAGAAAACGAACGGUGAACCAACCGACACGUACACUUAUCGUUUAUCGAAAAACAGACAGAAAAGACAGAAAAUGAGUCACAUUACGGUAAGUCUCACGUGCUCAAUUCGUGUACAUAACUUCAAUCGCUUUGAGAAAUACGAGAAAGAGAAAGUCGAAGAGUGGAAGAAAAUGGGUCUUCAUCCAAAAGGAUCCGUGGACCGUUUGCACUUAUCCCAUGUUCUUCAAAUUGAAAAUUACAAGGUUAGUCCGAUAGUUGACAAAGUUUGUUACCCGAAUAACACUAAUAUGCUUCAGAUAACUGGUCAAUACACUGGAAGAAACCGAGUAGAACCAGAGGGAAACCAGAAGCAGUCGAAGCAACGCUUACCUCAUUUGAAGGUAUGUUGAGUGUGCGAAAUCUAUCAAUUCUCGAUUUCAAUUAAAUCAAGUUUUCCAGAAAGAAGACCACCAAGAAGUGAUCCGAUACUUCGCGCAAAUAGGCUUCUGGCCAAGAGGAACCGUGGACCGUGAGCAUUUCAGAAAAAAUUACUUCGAACACGUGAGGAAGGAUCAGGUCAGUUCGACGGGUAACGGUGCUUUUGAUCAGAUUACCCAAUUUUCAGUUCGAUGGUAUCUGUCGAAGGGCACAGAGGAAAUUUUCCCGUUCAACUCAGCGCUUGACCGAUGGAUUGGAGAAGGGAAAGAAAGCAAAACGCUCAGUACAAUGA
Messenger RNA from Caenorhabditis sp. 36 PRJEB53466, 1210 nucleotides. The record is from the annotation of a GenBank genome assembly. NCBI's taxonomy places the organism in Eukaryota, Metazoa, Nematoda, Chromadorea, Rhabditida, Rhabditidae.